AUGACAUAUUUCAACCAAAUUCCUGAUCACAAAAACGCAGAGCACUACACUCGCCCAGAGCCGAAACUGCUGCCUCAGCAGACAGAACAGAGACACCAGAUGGUGGCAAACUCGAGCAGCUCAGAAUCGUUCCCAUGUCGGAAAUCUGCAUCAGCGAAGGGCAUACAGAAACAGGCUAUUCCGAACAAUAGAAAGGGUCGUCCUGAACAACACAAUCUCGGCUUGGAAGAGCUGAAGGUUCAGAACACUACCCUAAUGAUGGACCGUAUUGAACUCAGCGAGACUCACCGCAUGCACCUUUCCCAGAUGAAGCAGUUACUGGUGGAGGAGCGCAAGGAGAAGGACCACGUUGUCGAGGCGAGAGCAAUGGAUACCACAGGGCACCACCAACGUCUCCGCGAACUAGAGGAGCAGAUCGGGACCCUAAUUCGAGAGAAAGAGAACCUAGUCGCUCAAGUCGCCCAAGGAUCAGCGAUGCUUCAAAGCAAAAAGCUCGAAGAGCACAUCAACCACCUUACUCGGGAGUACGAAGAUAUCGCCACCCUGCACGAGGAGCUCGCACAGCAAGUCGUGAGUCACAGCGCCGAGGUGACCAGGCUCCAAGUGGAGAAUGCCCUCCUCGCUAGAGCCAAGGACGAGGUUCAGGUCGAGAUUAAAGGGGAGGGCCUCGAGCGCCAGGCCGAACAGGAUGUUGAGGGUAGCCUCUCUUUGACCGUGGAGCUAGUCAUCUGGCUCGCGGGGAAGCUCAAACCAAAAAGCAACGAACUCACCUCCCUCACAGGAAGCCAAAACAAGCGGAAGCGGAACGAAUGA
This is a messenger RNA of Coniophora puteana RWD-64-598 SS2, 813 nucleotides long. RefSeq lists its product as uncharacterized. NCBI's taxonomy places the organism in Eukaryota, Fungi, Basidiomycota, Agaricomycetes, Boletales, Coniophoraceae. The transcript is spliced from 4 exons. The record is from RefSeq and is a predicted model, not a curated record. The coding region runs from base 1 to 813 and encodes 270 amino acids.